Sycon ciliatum is the source of this 702-nucleotide messenger RNA. RefSeq names its product dolichol-phosphate mannosyltransferase subunit 3-like. Lineage: Eukaryota; Metazoa; Porifera; Calcarea; Leucosolenida; Sycettidae. The record is from RefSeq and is a predicted model, not a curated record. The transcript is spliced from 3 exons. Gene Ontology annotation, cellular component: dolichol-phosphate-mannose synthase complex; endoplasmic reticulum membrane. The coding region runs from base 122 to 400 and encodes 92 amino acids. Gene Ontology annotation, biological process: GPI anchor biosynthetic process.
ACAAUACACCUGCCAAGAUUUUCAUUGUGCAUUUUUCACUUCUCAAUCAGGAGUACAGAGUAUUUACAACCUCAGCUCUGUGUUUUCUAGCUGCAGUGAAUUAUCCUUGAUUGUAGCCACCAUGACCAAAUUAUUACAAUGGCUCUCGGCUGCGAGUAUUUUUUUCGCCAUUUGGAUUUCACUAGUAUUGGAAUUGGUACCAGUAAACUGUGCGAAGAUCCAGGAGGUCCUUCUACCGCUGCCUGUGUAUUUGCUCAUUGUUUUCGGGUGCUACUCACUUGCAACUAUCGGCUAUCGUGUGAUGACGUUCAAUGACUGCGACGAGGCUGCCGCUGAGCUGAGAAAGGAGAUUGAGGAGGCGAGAGCGGACUUAACACGCAAGGGUGUCAAGCUUUCCUAGACCUUAUUGACUCACUGCAUUCUCUCUGGUGACUACUUAUGCUGUUUUCUAUUCGCUUGAACAUAUCUUUAUGCUGGACAUAGGAUUCUAUUGUUGUAUUGAUACUCCCUGUGAUCUACGUUGCUCGCUCUAUUUCCUAGGUAUUCUGCAGUCUACUUUAAAAGACUGCUUCAUUGUUGAGCUCUCUGUUCUUUCAGAUGUGGCGUUUGGUUUCAUGCUGGAAUUUGCAAUCUCGUAACAAUGAAGACAAGGCUCAUCGUGCAUGUCUGGUCAGCCCUGGGGACUCGAUGUGUGCCAAGUGA